Lynx canadensis (Canada lynx) is the source of this 1099-nucleotide messenger RNA. RefSeq names its product riboflavin kinase (gene RFK). The transcript has 4 exons. The coding region runs from base 335 to 826 and encodes 163 amino acids. Gene Ontology annotation, cellular component: mitochondrion. Gene Ontology annotation, biological process: FMN biosynthetic process; riboflavin biosynthetic process. Gene Ontology annotation, molecular function: riboflavin kinase activity. NCBI's taxonomy places the organism in Eukaryota, Metazoa, Chordata, Mammalia, Carnivora, Felidae. The record is from RefSeq and is a predicted model, not a curated record.
CGCGGCGCUGGGCGGGCUCGGGCCCUCCCACGCUGACCCUCCCGCCCUCCCUCCCGCCGCCCGCACGGGUACCCGCCGCCGCCGCAGCUCCCGGGGCGGAGACACGAGCUCUGGGUCGCUCGGCGGCCCCUGUUGGGUCGGCGGCGUGACGGACUCACUGCGGCGUGUCGUCCGCGCCGCCAAGCUCGUAGCGCGCCCGCCCUCCCGGCCGGCCGGCCGGCCGAGCUCCCGGUUGCGUCCCCCGGCUGGUCCGGGAGAUCCGGGCACCGCUUCGACGGCGGCUUCGCCGGACCCGCGACCCCGGUCGCAGCCCGCUCCCCGAGCGGACGGCGUCAUGAGGCACCUGCCGUAUUUCUGCCGCGGCCAGGUGGUGCGGGGCUUUGGCCGCGGCUCCAAGCAGCUGGGCAUCCCUACAGCCAACUUUCCGGAACAAGUAGUUGACAAUCUCCCAGCCGAUGUAUCCACUGGCAUUUAUUAUGGUUGGGCCAGUGUUGGAAGUGGAGAUGUUCAUAAGAUGGUGGUGAGCAUAGGAUGGAACCCGUACUACAAAAAUACAAAAAAGUCCAUGGAAACUCAUAUCAUGCAUACCUUCGAAGAGGACUUCUAUGGGGAAAUCCUCAAUGUGGCCAUCGUUGGCUACCUCAGACCUGAGAAGAACUUCGAUUCUUUAGUUCAAGGAACAAGAGAGAAUGCUGUCGUGAGCAAAGAUGCUUUGCGGUGCUUGAAGUGUAACAAGCUAAGUCAGUAUUUGAAACAUAGAGCGCCGAGUAUGUCAGCGUGGUGUGGUUGCUUUGAUUCUGUGGGAGAGGGUCUUUUACAAAUGUAAAUACUGAAGAGGCUUGAUCGUGAAUCUUCCUUCCAUUUGGUACUUGUGACACACUUUUUGCUAAUGCCUUUCUCUGAGAAAUUGCCAGGAGAAGAGGGACAUCUUUUGGGUACCAUUGAUGUUCACGUCAGUCCGGAAGAAGGGACGGGACAAACAUUUAUUGGGCGUCUCCCCUGUGCUAAAGGCGCUGCCAGCCUGUGAGCUUUCAGGAGAGUCUGAACGAGGAGAGAGAGUAGAGCGGCAGUUUCUCAUCGUCGGCCUGCUGUGUUCUCU